Messenger RNA from Microsporum canis CBS 113480, 2004 nucleotides. RefSeq lists its product as hypothetical. The coding region runs from base 1 to 2004 and encodes 667 amino acids. Gene Ontology annotation, cellular component: nucleus. NCBI's taxonomy places the organism in Eukaryota, Fungi, Ascomycota, Eurotiomycetes, Onygenales, Arthrodermataceae. Gene Ontology annotation, molecular function: DNA-binding transcription activator activity, RNA polymerase II-specific; RNA polymerase II cis-regulatory region sequence-specific DNA binding. The transcript is spliced from 5 exons. Gene Ontology annotation, biological process: regulation of transcription by RNA polymerase II. The record is from RefSeq and is a predicted model, not a curated record.
AUGUUAAGAAGUCGGAGAAACUCACAAAAGCCGGAUGAGGCUUUAUACACCAAUUUCAGACAAAACUACCCUAAUGCGAGUGCGAAUUUCAAGAAUAAUUCUUCAAAACACUUCACGAAAUUGUCUAUACCUGACCCUUUUAUUAAACAAUUGCCAUUCCAGAGGCCAGAUGUCUCGGGUGUCUAUACUGAAACCUCAAACCCUCAGGUCGAUCAAUUGGAAUCGACUCAACCCAUCGUGUACCCUGACGAUUUGAUUCCCUUCUCGGCCUUCACCAAUAUAUCCCCAUCAUGUACUUCCUGCAAAACACCCGAUGCAGUGCCGUCUGAUCAAAAUCAUCCGAUGGAUCUUUUAACUCAGGCAGUGGCAAUCAAUUCUCUUAAUUCAAAAGAUGCCAUAUGCACUUCGUCCGUCCACCCAUCUGUGUUCUCCAAACCUUUUGGUGACUCGAUUACUUCACAACAGCUGCCUAUAUCCUAUGGCAUAGGACAACCUAUGGGCGCUACCGAGAAGCAACCCAGCGAUGCACCCGAGGCACUGCUCCAAGAAUUACCCAGUCUAGGCCCUUUGGGCCAUUUUCCAAAUGCGGCGUAUAACCUACAAUCUCGCUAUGGAGCUCCAGGGACUACGUCUGAUUAUUGUCGAGGAUCUGAAAGUCCUAUAGAUGAUUGUGAUUUUGGUGACAAUUUCCGGUUUCAUUCCAUAUUGCAUGCUGCUACCGCAAUGGUACAAUGCCCAGAUGAUAUACCCACUACCUAUCUUAACAAAGGCCAGAUAUACACUUUGACUAUAACGGAUACUGGUGCAUCGAACUUUGAUUACUAUCCUUUAAAGUAUCGUACAACCAUACGGAUAACUUUUGAGGAAGAAAAGCAGCGUCUCAAACCGGCGAGCUAUUGGAAACUAUGGCAAGAAGGCCGUAGCGCAAACGGGACAUAUCAAGGUGAUAGUACGCCUCUUGCUGUUGAACAUGUCGACCAUAACCAGGGUGACGAGGGGAAGCCGCGCUAUCGACAAGUUCAGCUGGAACGUAACAACCUUGACGGAUUUUCCGUGAUAUGGACUCCUCGCAGAACCAGCGGUCCACUUGAAUGUGCUAUAUAUGUUCGAUUCAAUUUUGUAUCCACCAGCUUCAGCUACUCUAAGGGAGUCAAGGGAGUUCCGCUUAGGCUUUGUACCAAAACUGAGGCCAUUUUAUCGCCUCCCGAGAUACCUGGGACCAAUUACUCGGAAAUCAGUUACUGUAAAGUCAAGCUAUUUCGAGACCAUGGAGCCGAGAGGAAACUUUCAAACGACCUUAUCCACGUCAAAAAGCUCAUCCAUGACGUGAAGGAAGAAAUCUCUGAAACUAGUUCGGGAUCUAUGAACUGUGGCAAAAAGAGGAGAUACAGCAGCUCCGUGUUAGGUAACGGGGAUGGCCAUAUGGUAAAGACACGCAAGUCAAAAGGCCCCUGGUCGUAUGGCCAGGAUGUUUCUAUGAAAGGAUCCCUUGAAGAAGACCUCCGUAUAGAGCUCAACCGUCUGAAGGAGAUGAUCACGUCUAGGCGUGAAGCCAGUGUUCUCAAUCUCAAGGGUGAUCUUCAGGAUGACCCGGACCUCUUCCCUCUAGAGCUGGACGUACAACAAAACGAUGAUGAUAUACUUGGAAAAGAGCCCUUAAUGGAGAACAGAGCUGUCUCAAUAAAACCACAAAAGCAUUGUUUCUAUGUCCAGAAGCGCCAGAAUAACAAGAAGACAACUGGAGAGUACUUCCACGCAAUAUAUAUCGAGGAACUCACUGCAAAAGCCUUCACAGAUGCCCUCGUGAAGAAAUGGAAGCUAAAAUCAGCUAAUACUAUCCAUACUCUAUUCAUCCGUGAUGAUGGGCUGACUAUUGUUGCGGAUGAUCGUGCGGUGCAAGAGCUGCCGGAGGGAAAAGGGAUAUUAUUUGAUUUCUUAGAAACAGCCGAGGAAUCUUUAGGAGUUGAAAUGGAGCUCUACCCGGAUUCAGUGAUAAGAAAUUGA